This is a messenger RNA of Cylindrotheca closterium, 450 nucleotides long. The record is from the annotation of a GenBank genome assembly. Lineage: Eukaryota; Bacillariophyta; Bacillariophyceae; Bacillariales; Bacillariaceae.
AUGAAAAAAAAAACUACACUCAACCUGUUAUUUCUACUAAAAAUUCUGACAUCGCCAUGGACGACCUUGCGCAACGCUCACGACAAGGCAAGAGACAAAUUGUUACAGGAAGAUUUGAUUUUGGUUGAUGACCUGGCCAAGCACCCAACAACCACCCAUAACGCACGUGGCGAGCUCAAGUUUUAUUUGACGAGGGCAAAACAGAAAAAAAUUCAUGUUGGCCUCACAGCAUCUGAAUUUCAAAAGUACCGCAACUAUCUGGAGGAUAAAAGAAUGAACAAGCUGGUGAAGUUGAAGAAGGAAGAAAAGAAAGAGAAAAAGAAAGAAAACUUGUUGCUCUAUGAACAACGUAUGAAAGUAGCAAUGGCCGAAAAGGAGGAGGAAACAAAGAAGCAGGAGGAAGAAUCGCCGAUGUCUGAGGACUCGCAAGUAGUAAUAAAAUUGUAUUAG